Molecule: messenger RNA, 156 nt
Organism: Dentiscutata erythropus
Lineage: Eukaryota; Fungi; Glomeromycota; Glomeromycetes; Diversisporales; Gigasporaceae
Source: the annotation of a GenBank genome assembly
AAUGGGCCAUACAAUGAAUGGUCAGUACACGCAUGUCUUCAGUACAUAUUAGAAUAUGAAAUUACGGAUUAUGAUAGUCCAGAAGCAACUCUUGAAGCUAUAAGAAUCAAAGUCAAAUCAAUGAGAAUGAAAUCAAAAAUCUACUUGAGAGAAUAG